UGGCUCUUGCCUUCUGCCAUCUGAACUGCCAGCUGCCACCCACACCAGCUGUACCAGACACCAUGGAGAAGGCCCUUGUCCUUCUGCUUGUGGCCCUUGCUGCAGUGGCCUAUGCAGCUCCUGGACCCCGGGGACUUUUUGUUAACCUGGAUGACGGCGAGAUCUGCAUGAACAGUAUGCAGUGUAAGAGCAAAUGCUGCCAACAUGACACCAUCCUGGGCAUCGCCCGUUGCACACACAAGGCCAUGGAGAACAGCGAGUGCUCCCCGAAGACCAUCUAUGGAAUUUACUACAGGUGUCCCUGUGAGCGGGGCCUGACCUGUGAGGGGGACAAGACCAUCCUUGGCGCCAUCACCAACACCAACUAUGGCAUCUGCCUUGAUGUCGGGCGCUCCAAGCAGUGAACCUAUGCGAUAAGCUGGGCCGGGGGCCACCUCUCCCCUCCUCCAUCUGCGCUAUCUGAGCCAGCUGUAGGCUAUUAAAGUGCACCUGCAACCUU
Phodopus roborovskii (desert hamster) is the source of this 499-nucleotide messenger RNA. Its product is annotated as colipase. Gene Ontology annotation, biological process: lipid catabolic process; response to food; positive regulation of catalytic activity. Lineage: Eukaryota; Metazoa; Chordata; Mammalia; Rodentia; Cricetidae. The coding region runs from base 63 to 404 and encodes 113 amino acids. Gene Ontology annotation, cellular component: extracellular region. The transcript is spliced from 3 exons. Gene Ontology annotation, molecular function: lipase binding; enzyme activator activity. The record is from RefSeq and is a predicted model, not a curated record.